AUGCGUGAACUCAAGAAGUGUUGUCUUGUAGUGCAGUUGGAUAGCAACGAGUUUUGCACAACCUUGAGAUUGCCUGGGAGGGUUUAUGAAGCUGUAGAAACACCAGAUAAUCCCAAAGCGAUAAUCCAUCACUCAAAGAUUGAUUAUGUCGAGAAGGUAGAAAAUAUAUUAGGAAAAGAAGAGUUCUCUUUGAUAGAGAACUCUCACAUUGGGAGCAUUUUGAAGGUGGUUAAAAGGAAUAGGGUUCAAUUUUCAGAAGAGUUGUUCCAUUUUCUAAUGCAACGAAGAGUAUUGGCGCAAGGAGAGGAUCUCUGGUUUACUUUCUCAGACCAGCCUAUGAGGUUUUCACUAAGGGAAUUUCAUCUGACAACAGGCUUACGUUGUGAGGAAGAUCAGACAAUAACAGAGCCGCAGUUCAAAAUAAUGAAGAAGCCAUACCUUUGGAUGCUGGGCAAGAAUGAUAAGUUUACGGUGAGAAUGUUGUAUGAAAUGUUUAAAGAGAAAGCACGAAGCAUGCCAACACUAGAAAGAUUAUCCCUUGGAACAUCAAUAAUCACAGAAGCGGUAAUUAUGGCAGAAAACCUGAGUUCUAAAAUCCCGAGAGACAGGUUGCAGCGUUAUAUGAACUAUCGCUUACCCAAGAUGGCUUGGGGUAAAACUGCUUAUAGCAUCUUGAUGAGAAGUGUAAAAAGUUUGAGUGCAAGUUCCUGGACAGGAGAUAGUUAUGAAGUGAGUGGUUUUGCGCUAGCCAUAAAUUUGUGGGCAAUGUCAUCAGUGAAUGUGCUUGGUAAAUCUUUGGGAAAACCAUUGUGUCUACAUUGGGACUCAACAAGAACUCCGACAAUAACUGAAGUGUUAGAGCUGGAGAAGAAAAACAAUGUUGAGGUUAGCACAGUGAUUGGAUUAGCUGAGGAAUACAAACAUUUGGUGGGGGCAACACAAAGUGACGAUACUGACUUUCACAGUGUUGUGAAACUAGUUCAACAAGGAUACAAAAUGAGGAGAAGCGAUUGGGAGAAAGGUUUUGUGGAUAUGUUUGUUGCAACAGAAGAUAUAGGUCAACAACGCAAGACAAAAGACGAAGAUGCAGAGCAUGGUGAAGAUCUGAACCAUAGUGAAGAUGAAGAGGAAAAGACAGAUGAAGAGAAAAAUAAAGAUGAAGAGUAUCAAAAGGAUAAGGAGCAAAGAAAAGAUAAAGAUCAUUCCAUGUCUAACAGCGAGAAACUUGAUAAGCUAAUUCAAAUGGUUCGUGAUUUGGAUAAGCGAGUAGUAGUGAUCCAGAAUGUUUUAGGAGUUAAGUUUAAUGACGGUUCACCAAACAAAGAUGAUUGUGAGAAUGGAGCUAGUUCUGGUGAUAGAAGAAGUGCACAAGAUUACGAAAAUGAAGAAGAUACAAUUGAUGAAGAAGAAAACUCUAGUGAUAAAAAAAGUGCACCAGAUGAUGAAAAUGAAGAAGAUACAAUUGCUGAAGAAGCAAACUCUGAGGAUGGAAGAAGUGCACAAGAUGAUGAAAAUGAACAAGAGAUAUGUGAUGAAGAAGCGAAAUCUGUUACGUCGCCUACUCCAACAUUCAAUACUCCAAACUUUGAUACAAGGGUUUCAUCGCCUACUCCAACAUUUACGUCUCCUAAGUUUGAUCUCUUUUCCCAAGAAAGUCAUAGUGGAAAAGGUACAAAUGAGGUUCUUAUGAGAGAUGUUUGUGAGAUUACUGUUUUCCAACCUCUAAUGAAAAUUAAAAAGAGAUUGGUACAACAAGACAGUCAGGUAAACGAAGAUAUUGAGCCUCCACUUCAAAAGAAGUUUAAAGCUGAUACAGAUAAUGUUCCACUAAGAAGAAGUGAAAGAGGUCAAAUACCAUCCAUUCAUACACAACCACCGUUUACAGCAGUAAGGAAGAAACAUCUGAUUCUUCAUCCCUUUGAGCCAGUUGAUAAAACAAGAAAAGAAAAGAUGAGAGAAUGGAAAAUGUCAAACAAAAAAAAGAAACUGAGAAUCAAUCAAGAGAUAGUAACCGCAAAGUGGUUUUCAGAUAUUGAAACUCCGGGAAAAAAGCUUUCAAAAACGCGUAUUGAAGCAGUUGUUGGAGUGAAGUUUCUUGAAGAAAUAGAUGAGCUUUAUGAUGAGUUUUUAGAUGACAAGAAAGGUUUCCAAUUUGGAACAGGCUUUGACAAGUACAACAUAGAGAAGAAUAUCAACUUCCUCUAUUCGGCUAUUGCAGUAGCAGAGAAGUAUUGGCUUGGAGUUGUAGUCAACUUGGAGAAGAGAAGUAUCACAUCAUUCAAUUGUGCAGCAAUGAAGUUCACAGAUGCGAGUUUGGUCCCUGACGUUAAUGCAUAUGCGAUAGCUCUCCCAUUCAUGAUUCGCAACUUCUUCAAAGAUGUCAGCAUGGAUACAAGCAAGUUCUCGAUAAAAAUUGUAACUGAAGGUUUUCCACAGGUUCUUAAAAUAGAAGACAGUGGAGUUUAUGCAUUGAAGCCGAUAGAGUGCCAUGCAAUGCGUACAGUGGACUUGACAAAGCUGAGUGAAGAAAAAAUUGCAAUCGUCCGAGAAAAGUUGGCGGUUGAUAUCUUCUCGGAAUUACAAUGA
Brassica napus (rape) is the source of this 2586-nucleotide messenger RNA. RefSeq lists its product as uncharacterized. The transcript is spliced from 11 exons. Bases 1 to 2586 code for a protein of 861 amino acids. Lineage: Eukaryota; Viridiplantae; Streptophyta; Magnoliopsida; Brassicales; Brassicaceae. The record is from RefSeq and is a predicted model, not a curated record. Gene Ontology annotation, molecular function: cysteine-type peptidase activity. Gene Ontology annotation, biological process: proteolysis.